Symbiodinium pilosum is the source of this 341-nucleotide messenger RNA. Lineage: Eukaryota; Dinophyceae; Suessiales; Symbiodiniaceae. The record is from the annotation of a GenBank genome assembly.
AUGGCUGAGCCUGCGGCUAAGAAGCAGAAGAUCGAGGAGGAGGCGACCGAAGCCGCGCCCGAAAAGGCCGACGAGCCCGAAGUGGAGCAGGAGAAAGAUGCCGUGGACUCCAAGGGUGUCAAGCUGAAGGAGAAGGUUACGUUUCUCACGGCAGACACCACUUUGAACGUCGUCGUGUCAUCCAACAGCAAUUUGCUCCUGCCCCUGUCGGACGGCGGGAUCCGUCACCUUCUAGCAGGUGCCAGAACCAACGUCGGGCUCAAAAGCGGUCGCUACAUGUUCGAGGCCAAGAUGGUGGAGCAGGUUGCCAGGGCCGACGAGGGCAACAAGCCGCAGCCCAA